Molecule: messenger RNA, 5166 nt
Organism: Mercenaria mercenaria
Lineage: Eukaryota; Metazoa; Mollusca; Bivalvia; Venerida; Veneridae
Product: toll-like receptor 5
Exons: 2
Coding region: 431-2620 (729 amino acids)
Biological process (GO): signal transduction
Source: RefSeq, a predicted model, not a curated record
GUGACGAUGAUGGUGAAAUAUUUAUAAAUUGUGAUGACUUCAUCUUGUACAGGAAAACUGAAAAUAAACAUAUUUUAUGUCGGAAUAUAAUAAAUUUAAAGUGAAUUGCUAGGCUAGAAUUUUAAUAAAUUGUAUAUCAAGGACAUGUAAUUAGGUAUUGUGAACAUUGAACCAAAUACUACGGACAAAAUAACUACAUGGACCUAUUGAAGUGGUAUUAAAUAGUUCAUUUUAAAUUGUACCACGAAACUUGUUGGGAUGGACAACAAGAUGUACGCCUGAUGAAAUGGUGACACAUUUUCGUUGAAAGCGCACAAAUGACAACGUUAUGAAUCUGAUAAAAGACAACAUGCUGUAAUUAAAACAGAGAAUCUACUUUCGUCACAAAUAUACGAAGUUCUUUUUUAUUUCUCAUGCAUUAUCUUUUGAAAUGCCUUCUGUUUAUACUACAUUUCUAUUUACUGUAUCUUUGGCAUCUGCACUGAGAAGGAGUUGUGUAGUAGAAGAUAAAGACACGGUAAAAUGUAAUUAUUUUCCUAACAGUAUUUCAGAUGAGAUAUCGCGAGUCAGAGUAGUGGACUUUAUAGGACCUAAUGAAAGUAUGGUAAUAGACAGCACCGAUUUCAACGCUGAAGGCUGGAAAAACGUAAAAUACUUGGAAAUCAGUAAUUCAUUGUCAUAUUCGAAUUUGAAACUUAAAGCUAAAACCUUUUCUGACCUGAAGAGGUUGGUUGAAUUGCAGCUACAUCUAGAUCAUUUCCAUCUGGAUUCCGAUACGUUCGUGGGUCUUAAAUCGGUCAAGUCAUUAGAUUUUAGCGAUUGCUUUAGAGUAAGUUUUGGUACAUUAUUACAAAGUCUGAAUGGAACAGAUAAAUUACCGAGUUUAACUAGACUUACAAUGUCUAGGUUGAAUGAGUACCAUACUCCGAAUACGAUUGGUGAAAGUUUUGGACAAAUUCUACAACAAAAAAGACUGACCUAUUUAGAUAUGAGCAAUACAGGGAUAACAGCAUUUCAUUUUGUUAUAUUUAAAUACUUAAGGCAUUUGAAACUUUUCAAUAUAUCCGGUUCAACAGUUGGUGAAACUUUUACAGAUAACUUUGAUUUCUCUGACCUCAAAAACAUCGUUUUUGACUUAAGUGAAGUAAUUUUGCCACAGAGGAUGAGACCACCUCCAGGAAAACUUGUUAUUUCAAAUAGGGUUGUGAAAAACACAUCAGUUCACGCUGUGGGGUUCGUUCUCUUUAAAGAAGCUAAAAUCGUCAAUUUGUCUUCUAUUAUACCUACAAGAGCUAGUAUCUGGGUAUAUAAUACUACAAUCGUUAUAGAUAAACCUAUACAAGUUCUUGUUCAGCGUAUAAUAACAAAAGGCAACAACUUAAAGUAUUUAGAUUUGCGUGUAGACCAUUUCUGCAAAAACUGUAUUGUGUCCAGUUUAGAAGAAAUAGACUUCUCGUAUAAUGGACUACAGUUCAUAAAUCCUUUACUAGCAAAUUUUGCUCCAAACAUUAAAAUAUUGAAUUUGUCCUUUAAUCAGCUUUUUAAAAUGGCAAAAAAUAAUGACUCUUUAUUUAAAACUUCAUUAAACUCGUUGUCACAUUUACAAUAUAUAAGUUUGUCAGGAAACAACUUAAACACAGUCCCAAUGAAAAUGUUUGGUAGCAAUGUUGAUUUAGAGAUAAUUGAUCUAUCCAGUAACAAAUUGCGCCAGGUGACGUUUUUACUGAAACAUCUAGAAAAUCUUCAAGUUCUCGAUUUACGAAAUAAUUUUAUACACAUUCUUGAUGAAACAUCAAUAAGUCUUUUGGACUCGAUAUAUCAUAUACCGAGACACAAUGGCAGCUAUUCUGCAGUAUAUCUAAAAGGUAAUAACAUGUCAUGUUCUACAUGUGACGCUAAAACUUUCAUUAAAUGGCUACUAGAUACAAAUAUAGUAAACAUUACCUCGCAAAAUCUUACUUGCUCUAAUGAAGAUGGAAAGCAAAUAACAAUUGAACAGAGUACUCUAGAUCUACUGCAGGACUUAUGUUACUUUGAACUUUGCAAUGUUGUCAUAUGCCUCUCAGUUACGGUUUUGUCAGUUCUAACGGCUUUUGGUUCAGUUAAAGCAUGUAAAAAAUGGCACCGUGGUAAAGUAAUUAAACGACUUCAAGAUGGUCAUGGAAAAUACAAGUAUGCUGCACUUCUUGUUUAUCACCAUGAUGAUAACACAUUUGUUGAAGAUUACGUAGCUGGACCGCUGGAAACUGAAAUUAAAAACGUCAAGAAUAUAACUAGAAACCUGAUAGCAAAAAGCGAAGACGUGUGUCCAGGACAUAAUUUUAUUUCAGAACUAAAUGAAGUUAUAAAUACAACGCCAGUUGUUAUCGCUAUCGUGUCAAGAAAUGUCUUUGAUGAUGCUAUAUUCAGCGUCGUCAUUGAAGGAGCCAGAGAUAAUGGAAAACCGAUCAUAUUUUUUCUUAAAAUUGAACCGUCUGGCCUUGAUAGGGAGAAAUUGACACCUGGAGUGAGACAACUUCUCAAAAUAAAACCAAAAUUCGUAUGGAGACAAAAAAACGAAGAAUAUAUUAUGGAAUCAACAUGGCAAAAUAUUUGCACUACCAUUUUAGACUAUGCGUAAUAGGUAAUAUUGCUGUCGAAUUUAUUGGUGAGAUUGUUAAUAGGUCAGAAUAUUUCUAUAGUGGAUUACACAAAAAAGGAAAAUGAUAGACAGCAAACCUAUAUUUUGUACAGACACUACUUUAAGGAUGAUACAAAAUAACGUCUUUUGGUAUCCAUCGUACGGAUAGCAUGUGGUCCGUAUAUUCUAGGUACACAUGUAUUCAGCAGCAUCGACUAUAAUUGUAAUUUGAUUUAUUACCUUUAAAUAAUAUUCGCUUUUCAUUUAUAGCAAAUACGUUUCUAAAGAGGUAGGUUACCUUACUAUUUGUAUGUGCGCAUGUCCAACCGGAAGCUAAUGUGACGAUUUACGACGACGUUCAAACUAAAUGUGAUUAUCCACUCUUCUGAACAUAAAUCAUCUCCGUUAUGAUGCUUAAUGGUUUAUUCUUGCAUAAAAACUACUUUUUUCACUGGAUCCGCCCAUUUAUUAACGGGAGAAAAAUCGUGUGCAAACAAGGCAAUUCACGUGCUGUUAAUACCCGAUUUUUAUUUUUGAAAUGCUUUGCCAGGGACAUAUGUAUGCAUUUUUGCGCACACUGAUAUUUGGCAUCUGCGUCUUGUUUCUUCCAUAACAACCUCUUCUUGUAGCAUUAUAGAUACAAUGUAAUCCAUAGUAUGUUUAGCUGUAUCAGUUUCCAACCCCAAACGUACUGCCCCCAUCAAUGUACGCACUAGCUUCUCUAGAGUUCACUCCCUUUACAAAGCGCCUGUUCAGUUAUUGUAAAUAACUGUGAAUAAAUAAGUAUCGCGUGUAACUUGUGCUAUUGCUCGUUUUUAGCUCGACUAUACGAAGUAUAAGGAGAGCUAUCCUACUCGCCCCGGCGUCGGCGUCGGCGUCUUUCCGCGUCCCCACCUUGGUUAAAGAUUUGGUGCACUUUCUCUUUUUUCAACUUAUCUCUGUAAUUACUUGAUGGAUUUGAUUCAGUCUUGAAAUACUUAUUCCUCAUCAUCAUCCACAUCAUCUGACAUAAGGGCCAUAACUCUGGCACCAAUAUUUCAUGAAUUAUCCCCCCUUUUCACUUAGAUUUUCAGGUUAAAGUUUGGAUGCACUUUCACUCUAUCUCUGUUAUUACUGAAUGGAUUUGAUUCAAACUUAAAAUAGUUGUUCAACAUCAUCACCCACAUUAUAUGACACAAGGUGCAUAACUCUGGCACCAUUUUUCAUGAUUUAUUCCCCCUUUUUUACUUAGAAUUUCAGGUUAAAGUUUGGUGCACUUUCACUCUACCUCUGUCAUUACUGAAUGGAUUUGAUUCAAACUUGAAAUAGUUGUUCAGCAUCAUCACCCACAUCAUAUGACACAAGGUGCGUAACUCUGGCACAAUUUUUCAUGAAUUAUUCCCCUUUCUACUUAGAAUUUCAGGUUAGAGUUUUAUGCACUUUCACUCUAUCUCUGUUAUUACUGAAUGGAUCUGAUUCAAACUUAAACAAUUGUUCAACAUCAUUACCCUUAUCAUAUGACACAAGGUGCAUAACUCUGGGACCAAUUUUUCAUGAAUUAUUUCCCCUUUUUACUUAGAAUUUUAGGUCAAAGUUUUGAUGCACUUUCACUCUGUCUCUUUUAUUACUGAAUGGAUUUGAUUCAAACUUAAAAGAGUUCUUCAACAUCAUCACCCACACCAUAUGACGCAAGGUGCCUAACUCUGGCAUCAAUUUUUUUAUUAAUUAUUCCCCCUUUUUACUUAGAAUUUUAGGUUAAAGUUUUGAUGCACUUUCACUCUGUCUCUGUUAUUACUGAAUGGAUUUGAUUCAAACUUAAAAUAGUUGUUUAACAUCAUCACCCACACUAUAUGACACAAGCUGCAUAACUCUGGCACCAAUAUUUAAUGAAUUAUACCCCUUUUUGCUUAGGAUAUACUUAUAUAGUGUUUUGAUACAUUUUAUCUUUACCUCUCUUAUUACUUUAAGUUGAUAUUUUUGACAUAGACUCAGACUAUUGUGCAAUAUCUUCAUCCACAAUUGGAGUCAUUAAACACUCCAGUGACAGCUCUAGUUUCCUCAGAUGUGCCCAGUUUCACUAUCCAGCAUCGAAAUAGUCGAGCGCGCUGUCUCCUGUGACAGCUGUUGUUAGGAAUCAUAUUUAUGAUUUUGGUAAGUGUCAGUCUGUAUGUUUUUAUCUAAUUUCUCGAAGAAUUUAUAUAAACAGCUUGGAAGCUAAACACUAUGUUCGUACUCAUCCGUACACCAACAGCUUGUCCGUACUCAAUAUAACUCGAAUGUAAAGUUAUUAUUCUUGAAAUUGUGAUCGAGUCCAAAAAUUGUGAAAUGAUAUAAACAAUUAUUGGUAAUUUUAUGUUUGUAAUAAUGAGAGAUAAACAAAUCGCUUAAAAACCUUCAGGAUGUACUUUUGAUAGUGUUGUUUAUUUCCGGGCUCUGGAUACGGAUAUUUAAAACAUGUUUACCGUUUCCAAGAACAAAAGGAAUGGUAAAUAAUAAAUGUACCGGAAUCGUCAAGUCAUCACAUAUGAAAACAAUACAUAAAUCGUCGUGAAAUAUUUUUUUAUGCA